AUGAAAAUGCAGGAAGUAAUUAAUUAGCUAAGGAGAGUCAGUCAAGAAAACGGAUGUACUUUCAAGGCUACGAUGUCCUGCUUUGAGAGUGAUAAGAGCAGCCUGGAGAAUGAUGAAGCGUGUUGUGGUGGGGCGGCCGCGUCACAGCUGUCCAACUGUGCGCUGGCCAUGCUGGAGAAAGAGGGCAGCGACUCUGCGCUGAGCCCCACGGAGAGUACCCCCACCAGCCUACAGGGCGGCGCCCCACUGCAAGGCUACGACGUGGAGUUCGACCCUCCACUGGAGAGCAAGUACGAGUGCCCCAUCUGCCUCAUGGCCCUGAGGGCAGCUGUGCAGACGCCGUGCGGCCAUCGCUUCUGCCGUAGCUGCAUCGAGAAGUCCAUUCGUGAUACAGGGCAGAGGUGUCCAGUGGAUAACGAGGUACUACGGGAAGACCAGCUGUUCCCAGAUAACUUUGCCAAGCGGGAGAUCCUCUCCCUAACGGUGCGCUGCACCAACGUAGGCUGCACUGACAAAAUGGAGCUUCGCCGCCUGGAUGGCCAUGUUACGAAAUGUGAGUUUGCCACCGUGCCUUGUCCGCUGUGCCAGGACGCGGUGUGGAAGAGCCAGCUGGAGAUGCACCAAAGCCAACACUGCCAGCGGAGACCUGUGUCCUGUCCCGACUGUGUAGAGAGCUUUGUUUACGAGGACAGCAAGAUUCAUGAGUCGCUGUGUCCCUUUGCCAACGUGGUGUGUCAGUACUGCGGUAUGGAGCUCAUCAGAGACCAGUUGGAAUCUCACUAUGACACAGACUGUCCGAAGGCUCCGAUUGCCUGUACCUUCAGCACUUUUGGAUGUCGAGAGAUGAUGCAGCGCAAUGACCUGGCGCAGCACAUGCAGGAGUUCACUCAGAUGCACAUGCGCUGCAUGGCUGAGUACCUGCACAGGCACAGCCUUACCGGGUACACCCAGCCACCUUCUUCUGAGGACCGAGGAGCUGCCGCCGCAGAGCUGGGGGCACACCCAGGAGCUAGCAGCAGUGGCGCCCCUGCCAGUGCUGGGGAACUGCAGACCAUGCGGGAGACCACCCAGCAGCUGGAGGGACGUCUGGUGCGGCAGGACCACCAGCUACGUGAGCUGAGCAUUCAGGCGGGGCUGGUGGCGGAGCUCCGUCGUAAGGUCACCUCGCUGGAGGAGAACCUAAAGGAGCUGGAGGCCAAGCAGUGCCAGGGCGUGUACGUGUGGCCCUUGGAGGGCUUCUCGGGCUACCUACGUACCCAGGCUGCCGGACAGCCUGUUGUGGUGCACAGCCCGGGCUUCUACACGGGCCGGCCGGGCUACAAGCUGUGUCUGCGCCCUCCACCUCCAAACGCCUCGGCACAGCGCUGCUCCAACUACAUCUCACUGUUCGUUCACACCAUGCAGGGGGAAUUUGAUGGGCAGCUGUCGUGGCCCUUCCAAGGCACCAUCCGGCUGGCCGUGCUGGACCAGGGGCCUGAGGGCCAGCACCAUGUGGAGGUGAUGGAGACCAAGCCCGACCUGCAGGCCUUCCAGAGACCCACCAUCCAGAGGAACCCCAAGGGCUUUGGCUACGUCACCUUUCUGCACUUGAUGGAGCUACAGCAGCGGGGGUUUGUGCAUGACGACACGCUGCUGGUGCGCUGCGAGGUGACGCCGCGCUUCGACACCGCCCUGAGGCGCGAGGGGGCGGCCAUGCAGCCCAGAGGGCCCGAGGCCUCGCUGUGAGGACACUUUUAACGUUCCAAGUGACGAGGUCAAUCACCACCAACGUUAUCAGUACAAAGUAUCAGUUUGCCAUUUCCCUGAGUUGUUGUAUCACACAGGAUCAUUGCAUUGGGUUCAGUCAUGACCAACAUCAUGGGAAAGUGUACGGCUCAGUCGUGGGUUUUAUCUCCAACUCUAAAAGGCUUUUCUUUGCUGUAGCUGUUGAGUGAUGGACUGGAUGUUGGUGGCGAUGAACACCAAUGUUUCCUGCAACAAGUAGAGAGCUGUAUGGGUUUUAUCUGCAUUUUUGUCAAAAUUGAGUUAUUGACAUUAGCCUUAUUCUGUUCAAUGUUCUCUACCUAUAUAUUCCUCUAAAUACCCCAAUUCAUGUUAAGUUCAAAAGAAUACAAGAUUUUUUUUAAAUGGCUGACACCAUUUAAACCAAUGAGGGUUCAGAACUUUAAAGCUGAUCUCACAAUCAUCUAUUUGCAGACAGAACGUUCUAGUCCCAAGCUCUGUGUUCCAUCACUGAUCCAGCAAUGUGUCGCAGGCUACUGUACUGCUCAACAGAUAGGAUUUCAAAAUGUCUUAUGGUGCCUACAUUAGGUUGUAAUAAACAUGACUUUGGUUUCAGUGCAUCGUUCUUUGUGACAGCUUUUGUAGUGGAGACCGACAAAGUCUCGUUAAUUAUCAUAACAUGUUAUUACAGUUUAUGAUAUUUAUGUCAAGCUCAAAGUCAUGUUUAUGACAACUUUAUGUUGGCAUUAAAGAAGCCAAUUCAAAUAAGAUGUUACUAGAAGUGUAUUUCAGUUGGAGAUUAGGAAGGGGACAGAGAGUGAUGUAGGAUAGAGAGAUACUCAAUCAAAUGAAUCCCUUUAAGCGCUUUCUACAAAGCACGGCGAGGGCUGGGGCAGGACCAUCUGUAGGCAGGAGAUGACCAGACACAGAACUACCUAUCAACCUAACUUACAUCCUGGAUGACGAGAGUCAGGAUCACUGGCAUUUCCCUGGUCUUCUGAUUGGAGGAUCAUACAGGGAAGAUGGGGCAACGUCUUAACCUGGUCUUCUGGUUGGAGGAUCAUACAGGGAAGAUGGGGCAACGUCCUAACCUGGUCUUCUGAUUGGAGGAUCAUACAGGGAAGAUGGGGCAACGUCCUAACCUGGUCUUCUGGUUGGAGGAUCAUACAGGGAAGAUGGGGCAACGUCCUAACCUGGUCUUCUGGUUGGAGGAUCAUACAGGGAAGAUGGGGCAACGUCCUAACCUGGUCUUCUGGUUGGAGGAUCAUACAGGGAAGAUGGGGCAACGUCCUAACCUGGUCUUAAGACAUCUUCUGGUUGGAGGAUCAUACAGGGAAGAUGGGGCAACGUCCUAACCUGGUCUUCUGGUUGGAGGAUAAUACAGGGAAGAUGGGGCAACGUCCUAACCUGGUCUUCUGGUUGGAGGAUCAUACAGGGAAGAUGGGGCAACGGUCCUAACCUGGUCUUCUGGUUGGAGGAUCAUACAGGGAAGAUGGGGCAACGGUCCUAACCUGGUCUUAAGAUAUGCCACAUCUUCCCAGACCAAAGAGCUGUGCAUGAAGACGUCUUCUGGAGAAGAGAUUUCCUGAACAAUGGCUGUGCGUUAGGACAAACAAUAAGCAGUGACAUAUGAAUGAGUUGGUAUACACAGUGGUGAAAAGUACUUAAGUACUACUUGUGUUUUUCUUUUGGUGGUAUCUGUACUUUACUAUUUAUAUUUUUGACAACUUUUACUCCACUACAUUUCUAAAGAAAAUAAUGUACAUUUUACUCCAUACAUUUUCCCUGACACCCAAAUGUACUUGUUACAUUUGGAAAUGCUCAGGCAGGACAGUAAUAUGGGCUAAUCAUGCACCUUUUUUUAACCUUUUAUUUUAACAGGGAAGAAAUUGAGGCCUAUGUUUCUUU
Oncorhynchus gorbuscha (pink salmon) is the source of this 3630-nucleotide messenger RNA. RefSeq names its product TNF receptor-associated factor 6-like. Gene Ontology annotation, biological process: protein K63-linked ubiquitination; positive regulation of JNK cascade; tumor necrosis factor-mediated signaling pathway. Gene Ontology annotation, cellular component: plasma membrane signaling receptor complex. Gene Ontology annotation, molecular function: zinc ion binding; ubiquitin protein ligase activity; tumor necrosis factor receptor binding. NCBI's taxonomy places the organism in Eukaryota, Metazoa, Chordata, Actinopteri, Salmoniformes, Salmonidae. The record is from RefSeq and is a predicted model, not a curated record.